Messenger RNA from Neodiprion fabricii, 707 nucleotides. RefSeq names its product dirigent protein 10-like. The record is from RefSeq and is a predicted model, not a curated record. Lineage: Eukaryota; Metazoa; Arthropoda; Insecta; Hymenoptera; Diprionidae. The transcript has 2 exons. The coding region runs from base 45 to 461 and encodes 138 amino acids.
CGGCAGCCGUCUGCUUCGCAAUUCUCUGCACCAACCCUCCCAGAAUGCGUUUCUUCGCCGCGAUCACCGCCCUCCUCGCCAUUUUGGCCACGGCCACAGCCGCUCCUUCCGGUCUCUGGGGCGCCCACGGCGUCGCCCUUGGGGGCCCGGUCCUAGGGCCGGCAGCACUGGCGGGGCCAGUCGUGGGCCCAGCGCGGCUUUCCGGCCCCGUUGACGGCGGUGCCCUCGUUUCCGGUGCCGUCGCCGGACCCGCCGUCGUGACCGGAAGUGUCGCUGGUCCCGCAGUCGUUUCUGGAUGGGGAGCGCCGGUCCUCGGAUGGGGAGCCGGACACGGUGUCGCAGGGGCCGCACUUCACGGCGCAGUUUCGGCACCGGCGGUCGUCGCAGGACCAUCUGGCAGCAUCGUCGUCGGGCCUGCCGGACACGGUGGUAUUGCCCAGGGGUGGGCGGGACAUUGGUGAACCGGAAUCACCCCCGAGUAACCGAAUUCCAACCCUCGACGAGCGACCGACCCGACCUCACAAGCUGACCGCCUAACGAUCUCCGUCACCAGCUACCCCGCACACAAAUGUUUACCCUCUUAGCUGCAGCGAACCUUUGACAAUAUACCUACCCGAUGUAAUAACUCUUUGUACAUAACCUUAGCUCUUCUGUCUCCGAUCUCCCUUUUACCACCUUUCUUUAAUAAACUCGCACUUUCAAAGCAA